This is a messenger RNA of Limulus polyphemus (Atlantic horseshoe crab), 904 nucleotides long. Its product is annotated as ras-related protein Rap-2a-like. Gene Ontology annotation, cellular component: plasma membrane. Lineage: Eukaryota; Metazoa; Arthropoda; Merostomata; Xiphosura; Limulidae. Gene Ontology annotation, molecular function: GTPase activity; GTP binding; GDP binding. The record is from RefSeq and is a predicted model, not a curated record. Gene Ontology annotation, biological process: negative regulation of cell migration; Rap protein signal transduction. The coding region runs from base 156 to 707 and encodes 183 amino acids. The transcript is spliced from 4 exons.
GCGCGUUAAUCUUUGUGACUAAUCAGGCAGGAAAUGAAUGAAAAUUGUAAUUGUUCUUAACAUUAGUAAGAAUGGGAAGGGGAAUCGUUUAUUGUACUUGUUUAGUAACAUUGUUUUAAUUGAAAGAGGACGACUUGAUAUGAGAUAUUUUGAACAUGUCUAGGAUGAGGGAAUUUAAAGUUGUUGUUUUGGGAAGUGGAGGAGUUGGAAAAAGCGCCCUUACAGUUCAGUUUGUUUCAGGAACCUUCAUGGAAAAGUAUGAUCCUACAAUAGAGGAUUUCUACCGGAAAGAAAUUGAGGUUGAUUCUGCACCUUGUGUUUUGGAAAUUUUAGACACUGCUGGAACUGAGCAGUUUGCUUCCAUGCGAGACUUGUACAUUAAAAAUGGACAGGGUUUUGUUGUAGUGUACAGCAUUACCAAUCAUCAAACAUUUCAAGAUAUUAAAAACAUGAAAGAACAAAUCAUUAGAGUGAAGAACAUGGAUCGAGUUCCAGUAAUUCUUGUUGGAAAUAAGGUAGAUAUAGAACAGCAACGAGAAGUAAGUAACAUGGAAGGAAUGUCUCUAGCUCAACUCUGGGGGUGUCCAUUUAUGGAAGCUUCUGCCAAAAACAAGUGCAAUGUAAAUGAAAUUUUUGCUGAAAUAGUACGUGAAAUGAAUUUUACCCCAGAACUAGAAAGAUCAAAUCACUGCUGUGUUGUCCUUUGAUGUAGGUAUAUAAGAACAAGAAGUUUGGUAUAUGUAAGCCCAACAGUCUCAAGAUAUAGAAGGUAGGCUGUUUAUAUGAAUGGAAAGAAAAAGAAACAAAAAUUAUGUGGAAGAAAACUGUAAGAUGUGACUCCCUUUGACGGCAAAACAUCAUAUUCUGACAAAGACAGCUGCUGUGCAAUUAUAUCUCUAAUCCU